CUCCCUAUCAAGAUGAGUGUCCAUUUUUCAAAAAAUAAAGGCUUAAAGGGUCAAAAGGCCCAUGAAAUUACAAAGAGAAUCGGUUCUAGGAUCUAGAAAAAAAUUUCAUCAAAUUGGGUCCCUAAUUUUUUUUUUAAUUCAAUUAAGGCCAAAUGUUGCCACGGCUCAAUUUUGUCCUAAUCACCGUUACCGCGUGGCUUUUUUAUUUAUUUUUUAAUUAAAAAAAUUAAUAAAAUUUUAAUUUUGAUUCCAAGUCAGUUAUAUAAGCAGAAAAAAAAAACUUAAUAAAAUCCUCAGAAGAGGAAAGAAGAGCACAGAAGAGGAAGAAGAACACGAUGGGUUUGAUGGUGUUGGAAGCUAUGCUCCCUCUGGGAAUAAUAGCAGGAAUGCUUUGUGUCAUGGGAAAUGCUCAGUACUACAUUCACAAAGCUGCUCAUGGCCGAGUCUGUAUUCACAAAGAUUCAAUUUUUCCCAAUUUUUCGUUACAAGCUUCGAUUUUGAUUUGUGGGUAUUUUUUGUUUCCAUUCUUUGUUCUGAAAAAUUGGAUCUUUUUUCAGCCUAAGCACAUCGGGAAUGAUAUGUGGGAUGUCGCCAUGCAACGAAGGGACAAGAAGAUGGCUUAA
Messenger RNA from Lotus japonicus, 623 nucleotides. RefSeq names its product NADH dehydrogenase [ubiquinone] 1 alpha subcomplex subunit 1-like. The transcript has a single exon. The record is from RefSeq and is a predicted model, not a curated record. The coding region runs from base 336 to 623 and encodes 95 amino acids. Lineage: Eukaryota; Viridiplantae; Streptophyta; Magnoliopsida; Fabales; Fabaceae.